Penaeus indicus is the source of this 1335-nucleotide messenger RNA. Its product is annotated as ubiquitin-associated domain-containing protein 2-like. The coding region runs from base 50 to 991 and encodes 313 amino acids. The record is from RefSeq and is a predicted model, not a curated record. Gene Ontology annotation, molecular function: protein binding; serine-type endopeptidase activity. NCBI's taxonomy places the organism in Eukaryota, Metazoa, Arthropoda, Malacostraca, Decapoda, Penaeidae. The transcript is spliced from 7 exons.
AGAUUAAGUUUUGUAUUUUCCAGAUAAUGCACCAGUUAGCAAGGGACUCAUGGGAUGCAUGUUCCUGACAUGUACAGCUCUCAAUGUGCCACUCUUUGCACAUUUAAGAAAAUACCUCAUAUGCAAAAUCCCAGAUGUCUUUCUUAAAGGAGAGAUAUGGCGAAUAGCUUCAGCAAAGAUUUCUUUUGUUGACACUAAGGAUCUAGUAUGUGGUUCCUUACUUAUUUAUUAUUUUAGAGUGUUUGAGCGACGGUACGGGUCGCACAAGUUCGCAUCAUGUCUGGUGGCUUCGCAGGUUCUUACAACAGUGCUAGAAGUUCUCACCAUACUUACAUUGCAAUGGCUGGCAAUAGACCUACAUUCAGGGGGGUUCCUGCCUCCUGGACCGUAUGGUAUGAUCUUUCCUCUCUUCGUGAACUACCUAUUUGAUAUUCCUCGAGUCGCACAGACGAGUGUGCUUGGGAUACCUAUAACAGGGAAGACCCUCACUUACCUGUUAGGUUUACAGGUUUGCUCCACAUCACCUGCAACAGCUACGUCAGCACUCUGCGGCAUUAUUGCAGGUGUGUUCUAUCGGUACAAUAUUUUGUAUAUUCAGCAAGUGCCAUGGGUGCCAGGAUGGUUGGCUCGUGGUGCCAAGGCCACUCUGGCUCGGCUGUUGGCCUCCCCACCCCCUCCAGAGGGCCCAGCGGGAGCCACGCUAGAGUUGCAGCGGCAGGAGCAGAUUGAGAUGUGGGAGCAGCAGAUGAUGAUGAACAGAGCAAGGGAAAUGCGCAAUCGACCAGGGGCAAACGGUGCUGUCCCUCCAUUCAUGCAAAAUUUCAUUGGAAGAAGACAAAACAAUCCAGUUCACCCACCACCCCCUCCCACUGAGGAACAGGUACAAACCUUAGUUGAGAUGGGAUUUGACAGACAGAGAGUGAUCAACGCCCUUCAGACUUGCAACAACGACGUAAACACAGCAACACAUCUCCUUCUUCAGGAAUCAUGAUAAAUGUAGUGCUGUAGUCGAAACAAUGGACAACUAUUGUGAUAGGAUCUGUUGGGGAGGCUGCAUUUAGAUACCUAUUCCUAUAUUUUGUAAUAACCUAUGAAAGGUCUAGAGUUUUUUAAUAUCAUGCUGAUCAUAGAAAAUCUAAUAUUUGAAUAUAGGUAAGAGGAAGCAUUUAUGCAGUAAUUUCCAAAUCUAUAGAGUAUUUUUCACUUUGAAAUGCUAUGCCCGCAUGAAGGUCAAUCUGGAGACCUGCGAAAAGCUAGUCAUAGCAACUCACCAACUAAUCUACAGAAAAUGUAUCAUCAAAAUUAGAGAGGAAAUAAAGAUAUCUUAUAAAUUGU